Messenger RNA from Antrostomus carolinensis (chuck-will's-widow), 997 nucleotides. It is a transcript of the gene CYB5R5, whose product is annotated as cytochrome b5 reductase like. Gene Ontology annotation, molecular function: oxidoreductase activity. Bases 1 to 927 code for a protein of 308 amino acids. The transcript has 6 exons. The record is from RefSeq and is a predicted model, not a curated record. NCBI's taxonomy places the organism in Eukaryota, Metazoa, Chordata, Aves, Caprimulgiformes, Caprimulgidae.
AUGAGUGGAAAUGAGGACGACUGGCUGGCUCUCAAACCCCAAGAACCUUCUCCAUCCCAGUGCUGCGGCAGCGGCUGCAAACCCUGCAUCUAUGAUGUGUAUGAGAAGGAGCUUGCACAAUGGGAAAGGGCCAAAGCAAAGCAAGACAAAAGCCUCCUCAUGGAAAAGAAGGAGCAGAGCAAUAAUUCAGAACUGAAUCCAGAUACAUUUACUGCAUUCAGCAUAAGCUCAGUGGAGCAGCUAACAGAGGACACCUACCAGUACAAAUUUGAAUUACCAGGAAAUAGCAGUCUGCGAUUGAGUUUAGGACAACAUAUCGUGUUAAGAGGAGUGGUGAAUGGUUUGGAGGUCCAGCGAGCCUAUACUCCGAUUAGCCCAGGGAAUGCAGAAGGGUACUUUGAAGUUUUAAUGAAAUGCUAUGAAGCUGGGCUGAUGUCACAAUACAUAAAGACGUGGAAAAAAGGAGACGUGGUCUAUUGGCGUGGGCCGUUUGGAGGGUUCCCAUAUCAACCUAAUAAGCAUGGAGAACUCCUCAUGCUGGCGUCCGGUACCGGCCUCGCACCAAUGCUUCCCAUCCUCCAGUCCAUAACAGAUGAUGAAGAGGAUGAAACCUUUGUAACUCUUGUUGGCUGCUUCCCUACAUUUGACAAAAUUUAUUUGAAACCUCUUCUCCAGGAUCUGGCUCGAUACUGGAACAUCAGAAUAUUUUACGUCCUAAGCCAGGAGACUUCACUGGAAAAACUUCCUUGGAGUUAUCAGGAAAACACCUACACUGGUCGUCUCAAUGAAGACCUGGUGAAGACAAUAAUAAAUUCCUGUCGAAGAAAGCCAUUUGUCUUAAUCUGUGGCUCUUCUGCAUUCAAUGAAGAUAUGAGUAGAUACUUGAAAGCUUCAGGAAUUGAGGAAGAUUCCUGUUUUGUCUUCUAGUGGGAUGUUCCUGACCUGAGGAACCUUAGACCGAGCCUUGGACGUCCUUGUUUCUCUGCAGACAUUGUUC